GGUCAAAAGAACCUCUUUUCAUUUUGUAGGGCAGAAUUUUUUUCUUCACUGCAUGUGUUGUGUGAUAUCUUCUAUGAUUUGGCUUUGAAAGGGUGAAAGAAAGGUUCUAGACUUUGUAGCGUGAGGAAGAGCCAGAAUAGACUUGGAUUUAAAGGCUGUUAAAAUUUCUUAACUGACAAGAAUUUUUUACAACUAAUUUUGGGUAGUUGGUGUUAAGUUGUACAAGGCAGGGAGAGAGUUGAGGUUGAGGAAUUAGGUUUUAGGUUGAAAAAUCAAUGGAUGGUGGAGCUAGUUGUGAUUGAAUGGAAAAUACGCUUUGUAUAUAAUGAUGUAGGAUAACGGUCAGAAGUUUAAUAGCCAUCUACAACAUUUAAUUUGCAGUUAAGGCUUAGAAUGGUCUGUGGUUUUAAGGUUUUUGAAGACAGAAGGGAUGUAUUAUUGUGCUUAUAAAAAAGGGAUGUACUAUUGUAUCUAAACCACCAUUGGUUACUUUUAUGUUUAAGGCUGCUGUUCUUUUUAAUACAUGUUCAUGCAAUCGGGUGCUUCUAUGUUUAUAGGCUACUAUUAUCUUUUAAUGAUCAUAGAAAAGAAUGCAGCCUGUAGAAAUUUUGCAAUCUUGUGUCAAUGUGCACACAUGCAUGUUGUUUUUUUCUUUUAAAAUUAGGAACUUGUCAUUGUUUAUUUGAUAUUGAUGUAUACCAGGUGCGAGAGUUGGCUGAAAAGGAAUCUGAGGAUGGUAUUUUCAAAAUGCUUAGCAUUGAUGUUACGUGGUUCCUAACAACUAUACAUAUUGGCACAACUGUGGUAAACAUUGGAGCAACUGCACCUGUCACAAAAGCAGCAACGACGAUAUUUGGUGAAGCUGGUGUGAGUGCAGCUACUGGGGUGAUGACUGUUGCUGUUUUGCUCCUCACUGAAAUUACUCCAAAAAGUAUAGCUGUUCACAACGUCACUGAGGCUGCUAGGUUUGUGGUCAGGCAAGUGGCGUGGCUUUCCUUAAUAUUAUAUCCUGUUGGAAGAGUUGUUAGAAUGCUAAAAAUGCUUGGUCUGAAAGGAAGAAGGUACUAGUGAACCAUAUGUUACUGAGGAUGAACUGAAGUUGAUGUUGCGAGGAGCAGAAUUAAAUAACAUACUUGCGGCUUUCAUCAAAUAACUAAAGCGGUGUAGUGGAUCUAGAUAAGCUUCUAAAGCUUGAAAAUCUGAUCUGUCUUGAUCUCUCACAUAAUGGUUUCUCAUUGAGCAUCAACAACAGUGUCAACUCUACCUUGACCAACUUUGAAACUAUAAGAUUAGCUUCUUGCAACUUGAGCGAAUUUCAAAACUUCUUGAGAGAACAAGCCAGAUUGUGUUUUCGAGACCUUUCAAACAACAAAAUUCAUGGUGAAGUUCCAAAAUGGUUAUUCAAUAUGGGGAGAGAUUCAUUGCAUAAUUUAAAUCUUUCUCAUAAUUUUCUUACAAGUUUAGAGCGUCUUCCAUGGAAGAAUCUGGGAUAUAUUGACCUGCACUCCGACUUACUCCGAGGACCACUCCCUAUUCCACCUAAUACCACAUAUGUUUUCUUUAUCUCAAACAAUAAAUUGACAAGAGAAAUCCCUACAUUGAUUUGCAAUCUAAGUUCACUUGGAAUUCUUGAUCUGUCUAAUAACAAUUUGAGUGGGUUGAUUCCACAAUGUUUGGGAAACUCGAGCAACAGCCUCUCGGUGCUGAAUUUAGGGAUCAAUAGCUUUCGUGGCACAUUUACUGCAACAUUUACCAAAGGCAACGUGCUAAGGAAUCUUAAUUUGAAUGACAACCAAAUUGAAGGACAAGUUCCUCGAUCCUUGCUCAAUUGUAGACACUUGGAAGUUCUAGAUCUUGGAAAAAACAAGAUAAAUGAUACAUUCCCUCACUGGUUGGGAACUCUUUGAAACUUGCAGGUUCUUGUCUUGAGAUUUAAUAUGUUUCAUGGUCCCAUAGGCACCUUCAAGACUAAGGGCAAACAUCCUUUCCCCAAGUUGAGAAUUAUCGACAUAUCGUACAAUGAGUUCAUUGGGCUUUUGCCAACAAACUAUAUCAAACAAUUUGAAGCUAUGAUGAAUGCGGAUGAACAUGAAAUGAAAUUGAAAUACCUGGUUGAAUACUAUUAUCAAGAUUCUGUGGUGGUAAUGAUGAAAGGAUAUGAAAUUGAAUAUUUAAGAAUCUUAACGGUCUUCUCAAUCAUUGAUUUUUCAAGAAACAAAUUCCAAAGAGACAUUCCGAAAUCCAUUGGGAGGCUUAAUUCGCUUCGGGGUCUUAACUUAUCCCAUAACAACCUCAAAGGUCACAUCCUAACUUUACUUAGAAAUUUAACGAACCUUGAAUCAUUAAACCUUUCCUCAAACGAGCUUGUUGGGGAGAUUCCUCAACAAUUGACAAGUUUGAAGUUUCUUGCCGUACUAAACCUUUCGGAUAACCAACUAGCGGGACAAAUUCCUCAAGGGAGCCAAUUUAAUACGUU
This is a messenger RNA of Camellia sinensis, 2476 nucleotides long. The record is from RefSeq and is a predicted model, not a curated record. Lineage: Eukaryota; Viridiplantae; Streptophyta; Magnoliopsida; Ericales; Theaceae.